This is a messenger RNA of Saxophila tyrrhenica, 1233 nucleotides long. RefSeq lists its product as uncharacterized. The coding region runs from base 1 to 1233 and encodes 410 amino acids. The record is from RefSeq and is a predicted model, not a curated record. The transcript has 3 exons. NCBI's taxonomy places the organism in Eukaryota, Fungi, Ascomycota, Dothideomycetes, Mycosphaerellales, Extremaceae.
AUGGCUCGUCUUCGCCAAAUCUUCUUCUUAGUCGCAGCUUGUGGAGCGUCAGCAAAGCCAGUCCAGCCCCGAGCAGCCUCUUCAGCACCACUUUCGGACUUCUGCAAUGCGAGUGUAUCCGGACAAUCAGUGGUGGCCUUCUGCAAUCCUACCACCGCCGGCUCGACAGGACCCACCAACGCCGGCUCUACUACGGCUGGAUCGCCCACUGCUACCUCUGACAUCUCCAACACGAUCGAGCCCUCCGAUACCGAAGACGGUAGCCAGACGGUCGUGUCUACUUCAGCAACCACAGGUCUCACCACCGAUGCUUCGACCGUCAUCACUACAACGCUCUCGAAUGGUGUAACGACGACUCUCACUUCUCUCGUGGUCGCCAAGUCACGCAAGACCGCUGGCAGUACUGUCAUCUCCAACACUCAUGGCGCGAUUACGUUGCCAACCGGAAGCACGAACCCGUUUGCGAUAACUUUUCCUAAUGGAACCACAACUAUCGUGACUCCAAGCGCUCUCGAAGUGGGCCCUUCCACAUCGACUGGUCUGUCCGAAGCAACAGGCAUAACGAGUGGUUCAACAAGCCUCAUCACCUCCCCACCGUCUUCUUCCGGGACAGUAGGAGGCUUCCUGAUUCCCGUCACAACACCUGUGCCCUCCCCAAAACCUGUUCCUGGCGGAGUCAUCGUUCCAUGCGACUACUUCUGGUUCUUCAAUCUGUGUCCUUCCUUUGCAGAGUUCCACAUUACUGGUUGGAGUAUACCAGCACCUCCAGGCAUCCAUCCUCCCGGCCCGCCUCCGCCAUUUAAGCUACCUCCGUCCAUCUCGAUCUCGAUCCCUGCACCGCUUCCUGCAUGGCCCAAGUGGACACUUCCCCCGAAUGGCAUCCCAACCGUUUCACUCAAGCCGGACGAAUGCAAGACCGAGACCGGGGAUGUUUGCAUCUACAAGACGGCUGUCAGCACCAUUACCUCCGACCAGGCGACGACUACCGCAAGCAGCGUUCAGUCAACGUGUACGACAGUAGCUGGAUGUGAUGCAACAGGCACGUCGACAUCCACUACAACGACAGCUAGCGCCACUCCGUGGGCUCUAAAUUAUGCGGUCUAUCCACGUCACGGUAAUGACUCGGAUGAAGUCGCUGCCGUGGAGAGCGCACUGAAGGAUCUUGUCACCGAUCCGUCGCUCGUUCAAGCUUCAGAAACGAAGACUUCGGCAUCAACUACUGGUCGGUGUUGA